Physcomitrium patens is the source of this 2687-nucleotide messenger RNA. Lineage: Eukaryota; Viridiplantae; Streptophyta; Bryopsida; Funariales; Funariaceae. The record is from RefSeq and is a predicted model, not a curated record.
GAGAAGGCUUUUCUCCAACAUUGCCUCUCCGCGUCCUUGCCGUUUCUGUGCACUAGUCUUCCACUUCCACAGUUUAUUGCUGCUUUGCCUUGUACUUGGUGGGAGUUUCUGCAGCUCACAACCAACGCACAAAGUCGUCCUAAGCCCUCCCAAGUAAGGCUUUGCGUGCUGUACUGCGGCUCCUGGCUCGUUUUCUCCCACCAGUCCGAUCUAUCGCUCUCUUGUCUACCUUGUAGAACCAAUCGUCUAGCUAUUGGGUUUUGAUGACCUUUUCUUACUCCGUCUCGACCCCCGCUCCUGUUGAUUGAGAGCUUGGGUGUCUCCUCUGGUGGACGGGUUGUGUCGUUCCCCAUGUCCUUAUCGACCCUGAGCGCCCUCACUCCAGGCCGUCCACUCCUGUCGGUGUGCUUACUGUCAAGCUGUACCACAAUUGGCACUCUGCGCAUGUGAAACACAGCUCUCACCUUUCAGCUUCCAGACAACGGUAACAUCCCUGCCUGUGUUUGCCAUGAUGUUCCCCCCCCUCCCCCUCCUGCGUCCUGUUCAUGUCCUUGUGCGUAGUGCUGGCUCAUCCCCCCAUCUCUUUCUGCCUCGCCACUUGCUCGGUCACGGUGACUCACCUGACGGCGACUGAGAUGAUCGAAUGGUGCACUAAUUGUGGAAGUAGGUUAACAGCUUGUUCAUUGAUUAAUGAGGCCAAAGUAUCAGGAGAUGUGUAAUUUCGUCCGGCUUGAAGAGGUGUCAUGGGAACUGUCGUCACAGGAGCCGGCGGAUGCUCACAUGCGGGACGUCUGUCUUUGCAGUGAAUGAUCGCAGCCUUCGGUGGGGCGCGUGUACCAGACAAUCUGUCGAGCUUCGGGCGUGACAUCCGCUUCCAUCCCUGGGAGCAGCACGGCCAGCUUGCGUUCACCAAUCAAGCUGGACCCUCAAAGGCCCAGGGUUACAUGGUAAAUGUACAGACGCCGUUGAUGAGUGUAGCUGUCUUAGGUCACGGCGAUUGGGCCAUGAUUCCCAGUAGCUCCAACCAUGAACAGCAGCAGCAGCAAGCGCAGUUACAGCAGCAGGAAAAGAAGGCAAGCCAAUUGUUUGCGCAGAGGGCGUUGCAGGAGCGGCGACUGAAGCCUCCAGAUCAAGUUAUUGCGUGCCCUCGCUGCCAAUCCCUUAACACCAAGUUUUGUUACUACAACAACUACAGCCUUACGCAGCCCCGACAUUUUUGUAAAAGUUGUCGCCGCUACUGGACUGCAGGUGGGACUUUAAGAAAUGUUCCAGUGGGCGGAGGGUGCCGUAAGAAUAAACGCACCAAGCCGCGUACUCCGGAGGGGCAAAAUGGUAGGACAGGUAGUGCAGAUGGCGACAGCAUGUCUGUCCCGGUUCUGCAGCAUCCUGGAUUUAAUUCCACUAGUAUUGACUUCUUGAGCUCCAGUGAAGGUUCUGCGUUUGGAUCAGCCGAUCCAUCCAUGCGCGCGGAUUCACCAAUGUGUCAGAGCACCGAAGGAGGGCUGCCGAUGUUCCAUCCAGGGGCCCAGUCGUCAAGUAUAGCGCAACAUCAGCUACCUCAACCAUUCGAUAGUGGCAUUCCUGGCUUGAAUUUCUUUAGGAAUGCGAAUCGAGUACCAGGGACCACAUUGAACUUGCACCCCACAUUUCAGAUGCCCACUGGGGACUUGAGCGAGAUGUUCGACACGUCAAACGCGCCGAGAGUUGGGGCGCUCUCGACCCUGAGUGAGGGCCUGGGUACUUUCAAUAUUAAUCCCAAGUCUGGGAGGGACCAACAGUCUUUAAUGAGUCUGGAACGGUGGCAGGCUGCAUCUAAGCAACAUGCACCGAGCGGAAUCUGGGGAUUGCCAGAGAUGGCUCAAGCGCAAGCUAACGCGGACAUGAGCAGGCACCAGGAUGCGAAAGGCAAGAUGACGCUCGCGAUGGCACCAGCUUCGGGGAUGGAUGCUCCAAAGAGGAGCCAGCAGCAGCAGCAGCAGCAACAACAUCAACAGCGGCCGACUCCAUCAUGGGAACAUUCGAAUCCUCAGGAGAAUCCUGGAUUGCAUUACGAACAGCAAUCCGAACAGAAUUACUGGAGGAACCCCGGCGGAUGGCCAUCGACUGAGGCGUUUCAAUCUUCCGGCGGUGGACAAGCGUUGUGAGAUGCACCUGUACAAUCUUAUCUUUAGUCAGACUUUUCCUCUCACUCUUUUUCCUGAACAGAGUACCUCUUGUGUGUACUGGAAUUAAACCAGUGGUACUCGCUCAGUGCCAAGCACAUCAGCUAUAAAUGUAAAUGCAGUCGGGACGCCAUAUUUUUUGGCUUCCUUAGAUGCGAGAGCUUGCAGGUUGCGCACUCCGGCGAGCCCCCUGCGCGCGGGUUUCCUCUUAUAGAUCCUGCGCUGUACCUUUUAGGCGAUAUCGCCCAAUCUCCCUCCCCUACCUUUUUUUAUUUUUAUUUUACAUUUUUUAAAAAAACCUUCCCUAUUAAAUUGAAUCAUAUCACGCCAAAACACGCAUUAUUGCGAGUUAAGGAUAUCGUAUGUGCUUGUUUGUUGGCAGUUCAGAAUUGAUUACACUUUUGGAUUAGUGCUCGGUAGCUUGUAUCUUCAUGUCGAUGUCAGCUACCAUCCGCAGCCUCUCACUCGAUCAUGUACAAGUGUUGAAAAUCGAUGUGUUGAGGUGGAAUAUACAUGCUAUCGUAA